UAGAGAGACAAGUUGUGAGAUACAUUCCCGCUCUGGUUGUUGAAGUGCUCAGAUCGUUGACUUGUAAUUUUAGGUUAAACCUCUGUGCAUACGUCCAGAUCAAUUACUCUGGUAGUGGUAACUACUUUGUGUAUAACUAUUUGUCUAACAUCACACUGACCUCUAACUCAAACUAGAAAUAUUUAAUACUUUAUAUAUUUUGUAAAUAUCUUAACAUAUAAGCUAUUAACUUUGAGCCUGUUCAGGCUGGACCUGUCAUGUCGACAGGUUCAGCCUCGCCUAUGGAAGCUCAUGUCGAGAGCGACAUGGAAAUACAAAAGGCAGUAAGUACUAUUUUGCCCACAGAUCAUGACUAUUCUAACCUAAAUCUAAAUAACAGGGGAAACAAAAGGGUACAAGAAAAUAAUGACACAGAUGGUUCAGAACAAAUUCAAUCUACCAAUGAUUUUAAUCCACCAUUACUUAAAAAGCCUUACAUACAACGUCUCUAUAAACCUGAAAAUUCAGGGCCUUUUGAGGUAAUCAUACAGGAUAAAAAAAAGAACAAAAUAAACCCAUUUACAGUAGGAAAAAUACUUAAAAAACAUCAUAUGGACAUUGACCACAUUACACGAGCUGGUAAGAAUAUAUCUGUUAUUUGUAAAAACUAUAUAGCAGCCAAUAAUUUAGUAAAUUCACCACAUCUGUUAGAAUUUAAUGUAUUUGUACCCUCAAUUAGAGUACACACUCUCGGUGUAGUCUAUGCAGAGCCCGAGGUAAGUGAAUUAGAAAUUUUAUCUGAGGCAUCGUCAAUAUACCCAAUCAUUCAGGCUGAAAGAAUCAGACGUAGAGUGAAUGGUAAUGACCAACUCACUAACACUCAUUUUGUUAAAAUAACCUUCGAGUCUGAAAAAUUACCAGAUUUUGUGUACCUUAAUUAUGUUCGUAUGAAGGUAGACCCCUAUAUGAUUAGAGUGAAACAAUGUUAUCGUUGUUUUGCCUAUGGACACGUAGCUAACUCACCUUGUAAUAAACCUAGAAUAUGUAGGGACUGUGCUGGACCCUUCCACACAGAUCCUUGUCAGGCUCCCCGCAAGUGUGUUCACUGCGGUGAUUCACAUAGCAGUAACUCUAAAUAUUGCCCAGAGUAUAUAAGGCAAAAAAAUAUUAAAGAUCGGAUGAGUCUCAUGAAAGAAGGUUAUCAUGUGGCAGCACAGUAUUUUCCUAUUACUUAUAAAAAACAAGGUAAACCAUCUCGAUUACUAGGCCUAUCUUAUUCACAGGUCGCCCAAUUAGACUUCACUGAUGAUGAAAUCUACCCAACACUACCAAGCUCACAGGCAUCAACACCUAUCAGUCAAUUAAAUGUAAGUAAUAGGUAUACACCACUGCUUGCAGUCUCAGAACCAAGUUCAUCCCCCCAGCAACCGUUUUCGUCACAAUUUAAGGUUAGUAGAACUAGCUAUCGUAGGCCCAUAAGAAAUAGUAUUUUAUAUAAACCUAAAGAAAUAAGUAGGCCUAUUGUUGAUAAAACCAAUUCGCCUACCAAACCAGCUCAGGAUGAUAAACUUAGUGUUCAAGAUAAGUCCCACCUCACAUCACUCCUAAAAAUAAAAAUUGAGGAAAUCAGAAAUAAAUUGAACUCUACAAACAUUACCAAUCUCAAACAAGUUGAUGAAAUUUUACUAAGCUAUUUAAAGACUGGUACAACAGUUCAACAGAAAAUAAAUUCACCAAAUAUCAAAAUAAAAUCUACUCCCGGAACAUCGCCAAGCAACAAACAGUUAGGCCUAUCUCAACAAACGAAAUUAGUUAAUAAGAAUGGUAACAAAUAAACUUAACAUAGUACAGUGGAAUGCAAGGUCUCUUAAGCCUAAAUGGCCUGAGGUCAUGCAUUUAUUUACAAAAAAGGAGAUCCACAUAGGUAUUAUCCAAGAAUCUUGGUUACAAAAAAAUGAUAACCUAUUAGAUAAUAAUUACAUUGUACAUAACCUUAACAGACCUGAUGGAUAUGGAGGAACCUCCUUUAUUAUACAUAAGUCAAUUUCAUAUAAUGUUGUUACAGAAUAUAACGAUAACUAUACACAAAUGCAAGCAAUACAGAUGACAUUGUUUUAUACUCCUCUGGAAAACAUAUCGAGACAGUCUACACAAACAUGCAACACACUCUCAGCACAGUACAAUCAAACUUCAGUCAACUCCAUCUGGAAUUCAAUGCAACCAAAAGUAAGAUGAUUUCAAAGCCUACCAACGGAGAAAAUCUGCAGCAGAAAAUGAACAGGAGUACCAACUAUCACAAAAAGCGCAAUGGUAUAAACAAAUUCAGACAACGACUAUUCAUAAUCGAUGGUAUAGUACUGCAGACUUCAACAGAAGGGAAAUGGUAAAUAUUAUUAGAUUAAGGUUUGGACAUGCCAAGGUAAACGCUAGACUAUAUGAUAUUAAAAAAUAUUUCACACCAUUGUGUCUAAGCUGCACUCAAGCUCAACGCGAAACACUAGACCAUGUAAUUUUACAAUGCCCAGCCUACGAAUAUGCAAGAGAUCGGUGCUUUAAGGUAAUUAAAAAUUUAACAUCAAUAACUAAUAUUAACUUAACGUAUUUAACGAAAUUAGAAGACAUAAAAGUAUAUAAAGAAAUAAAUAACUUCCUCAUGACCAUAAACAAAUACAUUUAAUAAUAAAUCAACAAAACACAAUACAUAUAUGUAUCCUGGUUUUGGCCUUUAUAUCCGUGGUCCAUAUUUCGGAUUAGGAAUGCCUGAAGGACCCCUGGCGGGAAGACUCCCCAAAUCCUGAAUAUCUAUCUAUAGAAUCCCAUAGUAAUCCCGCUAUUUAUUAACAAACACAAACAAUGUAGGUACACAAAACAUAUAUGUCCAAUACAUUAAACCCAAACUAAUAAUAAUAACUAAUUCUUCCCAAUUAAAUUACCACAGAGGUUUAACAACACAGUGAACCACGAGGCUGCAUGGGAUUAUGCCCGAGCCUUAUUAUAAACAGAAAAAAAAAAAAAAAAAAAAGUUGUGAGAUAUAGUUUGAACGUUGUUAUAACCAGAGGACCGCAGUUUUGAGCUAACCGUAAAAAAAACGCAAAGAAAAUAAUUUUUGAAAGAAUUAUGUAACCUAACCUUUGAUUUGUCAGUUCACUCAGUUGGCCAAUCAAAUUGACCUAUACGAUUAUUAGGUUCACAGUGUUAUGUGCAAAUCAGUUUAUUUCACAACUAAUUAUCACGAACCAGCAAUCGGUGUUAGAUCAGGAAAGUGCAAGAUACGAGUCAGGAAGGUUCAGUGAACUAUUCAAACUUUAAAUUUACAGUUUGUUUCGUGUAGUGUUGCCGGUUAGUGACAAGUUCUAUGAAAUUUGAUGGUUACAAACUUUGACAACCUGGUAUAGCCUAUAAAGGUUCGCUUUGAGUAAUUCUUCACCGUUUUUCUGGAAUAUUACUUGUAGGUAUAUAAGUACAAUGAAAGAUUAUAAAGUAAAGAAUGUC
Molecule: messenger RNA, 3472 nt
Organism: Homalodisca vitripennis (glassy-winged sharpshooter)
Lineage: Eukaryota; Metazoa; Arthropoda; Insecta; Hemiptera; Cicadellidae
Exons: 3
Coding region: 258-1814 (518 amino acids)
Source: RefSeq, a predicted model, not a curated record